This is a messenger RNA of Fusarium venenatum, 309 nucleotides long. Lineage: Eukaryota; Fungi; Ascomycota; Sordariomycetes; Hypocreales; Nectriaceae. The record is from RefSeq and is a predicted model, not a curated record.
AUGAAUCUUAUAGAAUUCAAGAACAACAUUGUCAAUAUUCAGCUCAACACUGCUGUAUCAUAUGUGAGCUUGUUCAAUGAUCAAAGAACCCUCGAGAACAGCAAACCAGAUUCUAGUACAUUGACUGGCACGUCCCAAAAGUUCAGGGUCCAUUACACAAACAAUAACCCGCAACCACGCCUCCUCACAGUUAAAAUUGGGAUUGUCUUUCCUGAAGACAAAGACAUCAAACUAUCUGGUGGUGGUCCAAAUGAUACUUAUGUAGAAGCCAGUGAUGGUGAUGGGCAUCGGGGUGUUUGGAGUAGGUGA